UACAAAACCAUGAACCCACCAGAUUUCAAUUCGAUUCCAAUAAUAGAAGGAGCAUGUCCAUCACCACCUUCCUUCUCCUCCUCCUCCUCUCGCCGGCGAUCACCGCCACCCCGACGGCGUACGAGAUGCUGGAGAGCUUUCACUUUCCGGCGGGUAUUCUCCCCAAGGGAGUGACCGGUUACGAGCUGGAUCCGUCCAGCGGCAAAUUCAGCGCCGAUCUGAACGGUUCGUGCAGUUUCUCCCUCGAAGGUUCGUACCAGUUGAGCUACCAGAAAACCAUCACCGGCUACGUAUCCGAAGGCAGGCUCACCGAACUCCGCGGGAUUAGCGUGAAGAUCCUCUUCUUCUGGCUCAACAUUCUCGACGUCGUUCGCGUCGGCGAAGACCUCGAUUUCUCCGUCGGCGUCGCCUCCGCUUCCUUUCCCCUCGAUAACUUCUUCGUCUCCCCGCAGUGUGGUUGCGGCUUGGAUUGCGAUGAUUUUCGAAUUAGGAAACUCGAUUUGGGAAACCGAAAACCCUCCCUUUCCUCUGUGUAGAAAUCAAGUUCAAUUAAACUCUCCUUUAUUUGAUUAUGAUUAUUAUCUGUGGACGCUUGUGCUCUAUGAUAUCUCUUGUUAGAUGUUGAUUUUAUUAGUACUAAUAUAUAUUAUUAUCGUAUGACAUAUUAUAUUUA
This is a messenger RNA of Glycine soja, 673 nucleotides long. RefSeq lists its product as uncharacterized. The record is from RefSeq and is a predicted model, not a curated record. The transcript has a single exon. Bases 54 to 536 code for a protein of 160 amino acids. NCBI's taxonomy places the organism in Eukaryota, Viridiplantae, Streptophyta, Magnoliopsida, Fabales, Fabaceae.